Fusarium mangiferae is the source of this 1980-nucleotide messenger RNA. RefSeq lists its product as uncharacterized. The transcript is spliced from 3 exons. The record is from RefSeq and is a predicted model, not a curated record. NCBI's taxonomy places the organism in Eukaryota, Fungi, Ascomycota, Sordariomycetes, Hypocreales, Nectriaceae. Gene Ontology annotation, molecular function: protein binding. The coding region runs from base 1 to 1980 and encodes 659 amino acids.
AUGGAGCAUACUUUCUUGACUAUACAUAAUUUACACCCGGACGCUAAUAUCCUUUACGCGUCUGAUUCCAUCUUUGAAAUUCUUGGAUACUCUCCACAGGACGUCAUCAAUAAAUCAGCUUUUGAGUUCUUUCAUCCGGAUGAAAUCCCGUAUGCGCGAUCCGUGCAUAGUCGUGGCGUCUUGCUGGACAAGGCUGCCGUUUUGCACUAUGCACGUCUUCGCUCUCAUGAUGGUCGUUGGGUAAGCAGUGAAUGCUGCUUCUCAAUCGUCCACGAUAUUCUUUUUGCUUGUAUAAGUAUCUACAGGCGUGACGCCAAGAGUGAGAGACGUGCUCUGGACGCACCACAAGUCCGGCGUCUCUUCUCACGCUCUCCUCGAGACCCACGAUAUCACAUGUUGCAACACCUGUCCCCCAAGUUCAGGUUGCCACCCGUGGAGCGUGAACCCCGAGCUGCUCUUAUCCUUAAUCGGUUUACUAGAACAUUGACUAUUAUGUUUGCAACCGAUGCUGUCGCCUCUAUCCUCGGCGUUCCUGCCGAUCAAGUUCAACAUAAAAGCUUCUACGAAUGUAUUCGAGAGACCUGCCUGGAUGAUGCACUCAAGUGCAUUGAGAGUGCAAAAGCCAACGAUUCCAUUGCUUACUUGCGAUUCUGGUCUCGCGAUCCACGACGACCCGAAGACUUCGAGGAAGAAGGCAGCGAUGUUGAUGAGGAGUCGACAAUUGAUGGUGUUGGUGGACGAAAUGAAAGCGAGGGGCCCCGUCACUUUAGAAACGGCACCACCGACAAUCCGUCCCUAGACCAGAAUGGAUCUGGAAGCGGCUCGAUGGCUCCGAAUCAGCAACGACGUGCUGAGAGCCGCCGCUCCAGCGAUUCUGAGGGAGGUGGUGUUAAGUUGGAUGGUGCCAUGGAUCUCGAUUCGAACUCCAAUUCCCACCGGGGUUCGGCAGGUCCUUCCAUCAAGGUAGAACCUGAUGUGGAUAUGCAGGAUGGCAUUACUCCCAACGAAACAUCAGGUGAAUCCCGCACUACGAGCUCCAAUGCUCUGGGCUCUAGCUCACGAGCAACUCGUUACCAGACUCCUCUUACACCACAGUCGCCGCCGCCACCUGAGGAUAACGUGUCCCAGGCACGCAGAUCCCGCAAUCGCCCAGCACGACACCUGGCACCUUCUGUCGAGUUGGAAGCGGUCGUCUCGUGUACCUCUGAUGGUCUUGUCGUCAUCCUCCGCCGAGCAAGACCCCAGAUUCCCAGUGUUGAGCCUCCCCAAAUUCCUUCUACCUUCGACCACGGUGUUUUCGCUGCUCCUUGGGCGCAACAACCUGUAUAUCCCCGUUAUCCUCACGAAGCUGUUCACAACUUCCAAGCUCCGUAUGCCCCACACCGUAUGCCACCGCGAAGCGGUAUUCAAGCUGCUGGUGGCCCCCCUAUGGAUCAGCUCAUGCAAUCUAUUAGAGAUGUUGCCGUAUUUGCUUGGGCCCUUGUGGGUAUCAACGGAAACAUAGCAUCUUAUGGUCAUGGCCAACCGUCAGGAGAGGCUCAACCUCCCGACGGUCUUCCCAUAUGGGACCCUGAAGCGGUAGACGCUUCUUACGAAGGGCCUUACAACCAGGCUGCUCAGCGAUGGGCUCAAGAGGCCCGACGACAGCAACCAUCGUUCCAUCAUCAGGACUCGGUGUCAACUGAGUUUUCAAUGGAGGGAACAGCAGACUACAGUACGACUGGUUUGGGAUAUCAGAACCGUGCGGCCAAUGGCAAUGGUAAUCCAUGGUAUUCACAACCAUCAGCUCACCAGCGCAACCAAGAGGCAUUUGCCCAGAACAGCCGUCAACACCAUCAAGAUCCUUCCAAUAUUUCGGCUUCUUCAGUGAACCAACAAACAAGCCAGUUGAGCGAUGGGCAGCAUUGGCUUGGAAACCCUCAAAUUCCCACCACGUCAGCCGAGGAUCAUUCCCAUAAUCCUCUAAACGGAUGGCAUUAA